Molecule: messenger RNA, 5194 nt
Organism: Phyllostomus discolor (pale spear-nosed bat)
Lineage: Eukaryota; Metazoa; Chordata; Mammalia; Chiroptera; Phyllostomidae
Gene: MTMR10
Product: myotubularin related protein 10
Exons: 16
Coding region: 138-2444 (768 amino acids)
Source: RefSeq, a predicted model, not a curated record
CCGGCUGGCGGCAGACGGGCCCUGGGCAGCCGCACGGGGAGCUGUAAGCCCGCGGGCGUCGGGAGGCGUCUGCACUGCCGCUGGCCCGCGGCGGGUCCCGGGCUGCUACCCGGCCGGGGUGAAAAGGCAGCGGCACCAUGUUCUCCCUCAAGCCGCCCAGACCCACGUUCAAGUCCUACCUCCUGCCGCCGCCCCAGACUGACGAUAAGAUUAAUUCGGAACCGAAGAUUAAAAAACUGGAACCAGUCCUUUUGCCAGGAGAAAUUGUUGUAAACGAAGUCAAUUUUGUGAGAAAAUGCAUUGCCACAGACACCAGUCAGUACGAUUUAUGGGGAAAGCUGAUCUGCACCAACUUCAAAAUCUCCUUCAUCACAGACGACCCGAUGCCACUGCAGAAAUUCCACUUCAGAAACCUCCUUCUUGGUGAACACGAUGUCCCGUUAACGUGCAUUGAGCAGAUCGUCACAGUAAAUGACCAUAAGAGGAAGCAGAAAGUCCUAGGCCCCAACCAGAAACUGAAGUUUAAUCCAACGGAGUUGAUUAUUUACUGUAAAGAUUUCAGAAUUGUCAGAUUUCGCUUUGACGAGUCAGGUCCUGAAAGUGCCAAAAAGGUAUGCCUUGCAAUAGCUCAUUAUUCCCAGCCAACAGACCUCCAGCUACUCUUUGCAUUUGAAUAUGUUGGGAAAAAAUACCACAAUUCAGCCAACAAAGUUAAUGGGGUGCCCACGGGAGGCGGCGGUGGAGCUGGAGGGGGCGGCAGCCAGAAAACCCCGCUGUUCGAGACCUACUCCGACUGGGACCGAGAGAUCAAGAGGACGGGCGCCGCCGGGUGGAGAGUCUGCUCCAUCAACGAGGGCUACAUGGUCUCCACGUGCCUUCCCGAGUACUUUGUCGUGCCAAGUUCCCUGGCAGACCAAGACCUGAAGACCUUCUCCCACUCUUUUGUCGGGAGGAGGAUGCCACUCUGGUGCUGGAGCCACGCCAACGGCAGCGCGCUUGUGCGGAUGGCCCUCAUAAAGGACGCGCUGCAGCAGAGGAAGGUCGACCAGAGGGUUUGUAAUGCAAUAACAAAGAGUCAUCCACAGAGAAGUGAUGUUUACAAAUCAGAUUUGGAUAAGACACUGCCCAAUAUCCAAGAAAUACAAGCGGCCUUUGUAAAACUGAAACAACUGUGUGUUAAUGAGCCUUUUGAAGAAACGGAAGAGAAGUGGUUGUCUUCACUGGAAAGUGCGCGGUGGCUAGAAUAUGUAAGGACAUUCCUGAAACAUUCAGCAGAACUCGUGUACACGCUAGAGAGCAAGCGCAUCUCUGUGGUCCUCCAAGAGGAGGAGGGAAGAGACUUGAGCUGCGUUGUCGCUUCUCUCGUCCAAGUGAUGCUGGACCCCCACUUCAGGACAAUCCCCGGGUUCCAGAGUCUCAUCCAGAAGGAGUGGGUCAUGGCCGGGUAUCAGUUCCUGGACAGGUGCAACCACUUGAAGAGAUCGGAGAAGGAGUCUCCGUUGUUCCUGCUGUUCCUGGACGCCACGUGGCAGCUGCUGCAGCAGCACCCGGCUGCCUUCGAGUUCUCGGAGACCUACCUGGCCGUGCUGGGCGACAGCACCCGCAUCUCGCUGUUCGGCACCUUCCUGUUCAACUCCCCGCACCAGCGGGUGAAGCAGAGCACGGAAUUUGCCAUAAGCAAAAAUAUCCAGUUGGGUGAUGAAAAGGGUUUGAAGUUCCCCUCGGUCUGGGACUGGUCUCUCCAGUUCACAGCGAAGGACCGCACGCUCUUCCACAACCCCCUGUACAUCGGAAGGAGCAUGCCCCGUGUGCAGAAUGGCUCAGUGAAGCCUUUCAAACGGACCAAGAAAAACUACAGCUCCACCCUGAGAGGAGUGCCGGCCUCCUUCAAGAACGGGAUCCUCGGUGACCAAGAGGCCCUUCCGAGGAGGAACUCACUAAUAUUGAAAGUGAAGCCAGACCCCCCACCGCGGGCCGACGGCCAGGACGCCGGCAUGGAGCAGUUCUUCCGAGAGUGGCUCUCCAAACCGGCCGACCUGCAUGGCGUCCUCCUGCCGCACGUGUCGGGGAUGCACGUGAAGCUGUGGAAACUGUGCUACUUCCGCUGGGUCCCCGAGGCCCAGAUCAGCCGCGGGGGCUUCAUCACCGCCUUCCACAAGCUCUCGCUGCUGGCCGACGAGGUGGACGUACUCAGCAGGACGCUGCGGCAGCACCGGGCUGGCCCCCUGGAGGCCUGCUACGCGGAGCUGGACCAGAGUAGGAUGUACUUCCGGGCCAGUGGCCCCCACGACACCUCGGGGACGCCAGAGUUCCUCUCCUCCUCGUUUCCCUUCUCCCCCGUCGGCAAUCUGUGCAGACGGAGCAUUUCAGGAACGCCAUUAAGCAAAUUUUUAAGUGGGGCCAAAAUAUGGUUAUCUACUGAGACGCUAGCAAACGAAGACUGAAACAGAGUGUUUUCUGUCUGGAGGGAAGCUAGACGCUUUUUCCUCGGAAUUAGAACUGCUCACCUAGGCAUUUGAGGUUCUAAUAACUUUAUAUGUAAGAACCAUUGAAAUUUGCACUAAUGUUUAAAAACAUGUUCAAUUAUGCUUCCUUCACUCUUUAGAAGAUAGGCGUGGAUUUCGGUUUUGAUGUCCUUUCCCUGUCAUGGUAGGUCUGGUGCACUUUGAGGGGAUGUGCAGGCAGACACGCCCACACCUUGUUACUGUGAUCAGACUCACUGGGGUCUGUCUGCACCCCUUGUUCCUGCUGCCUUCAGGAGGCUCCCGAUCCUCAGGCUAGCGACCCAAAGAAGCCCCUGUUAGAAGCGCUGAGCAAUCAGGGCUGGGCAUUUUUCCAAGAAGCACGGAUAAGCCCCCCACAGGCAGUAGUAGGUAUCUGUGUAUCUUUCUGGUCACCUCCUGUUGUCUCUGAUCGAACCCGUCUGAGGGUUCAGUGUUCCCACGCCAUAAUUUAUUUGUGAUCACUUUGGGACCGCAAAUCACUGUGUCUUAAAAUCCUGAGUUUGCUCUUAACUUCUUAGGACUAACUUUCCGGUGAUGUGCACUGUUAACUUGAAAAGCAUUUGCUGUAGAUAGCAUAAUUAAACUUGGAAGUGCCUUUGACAGUAAUAUUAAGAUAUGAGAAACACAGUGAAAUAUAAUUUGUUUUUAAAAUUAGGGAGUUAAGCUCCCCUACCCCCUACAUAUUGAAAACAGGCUCUUCACACUGAGUUCAUACCAAUAGCCAGGAGUGCCCAAAGCCAUGUUUGCAUCCCCCCGAAAGUCUGCGAGGGCACAGCAGGCCUGUGGGUGGUGGGCUGCCCAGGCUCUGGGGGGCCACCUGCACCGAGCCCGCCCCCUUGAAGAGGGCUUUCCCCUCCGUAUCUUCAGUGCCGCUGGCUGUUGCUGGCACUCUCCCUGGGAAACAAUCAGUGAGGCCACGAGUCAGGUCACCUGCCCUGAAGUCCCUCCUCCCAGAGAGUGCUCAGUGCUCAGGAGGAGAGAACCAGAGAAAUGAAAACACGCUCGGCCCUGGCUGGUGUGGCUCAGUGGAUUCAGUGCUGGCCUGCGAACCGAGGGGUCGCCAGUUCGAUUCCCAGUCAGGGCACAGGCCUGGGUUGUGGGCUAGGCCAGGUCCUUGGUGUGUGUGUGUGAGAGACAACCACACAUGGAUACUUCUGUCCUCCUCUUUCUCCCUUUUUCUAGGGAUGAAUAAAUAAAAUCUUUAAAAAACAAACAAAAAACCCCCCACCCUCUCAAAGCCCCAUCAUUUUAAUAAAUAGCAAGAGCCCCCUGUCCCCCCCCACCCCGAUACUGAUACAGCAGUAUCGAGAGGAGGCUGAGCAGCAGAAGGGUGGGUCGUCUUGGUCAGGAAUGCCCUGGUUUUGCAGCCGUGUGCGGGAGCCACAGCUGCGGCGUCAGAGCGUAACCUGCGGUGCUGGCGUGCAGCCCUCCCCCAGCAUCCCUCGCUCCCUGCAUGAAGGAUGGACGUUGUGCCACUGCUCUUACCUGGUUUCUUAAACUGCCAUCCUGCACUUCGAAGAAAAUUUCAUAGUCAUGUCUCGUUAGCUUAUUUCCCUCUCUAAACCAAGUGUUUUACCUGCCUUUGUAGUGACUAGCUGUUCCUUUUUGAAUCGUUUGCCUUUACGUUGAUAAUGCCUCUGGACUUGAAGGGCUCCUAUGCAGUGUCUCAGAGGACUCCCCUUGUGGAGGAACUCGGGGUUCCUCCCACGCGUCGCCUAGAACAAUAAGGGCUCUCUCCAGCUGUUACAAAUAGCACCGUUGCCAUCGAACAUUUUAUAGUCCUUUGCGGAAUCCUGUCCCAGACCCCCUGGAACGCCGCAGCCGGUUUCCUGCCACUGAACCUGUGCUGUUCAUCCUCCUCCCGUUUUCAUCAGUUGCUGCUUUGUUGCAAACUGUUCCAUGUUUGUUACUUUUGGAGCGGGUUGAGCAUUUUUUUUUCUCUAUAAUUUUCUUCCCUUCACCCAUUUAUGGCAACUCCUUCAGUAAUUUUUUUGAUUUACAAGUUUAAAAACAAUUAGGUACUAUUAAUACUGUUCUCAGAUAGAAAUUGUGCAUAUUUUUGUAUGAUAAUCAAAUGUAGUAAAAGAUGGAGUUCCGUGUUACUUUGUGGGCGGUGGUUGUAUCGUGAUUACUGUGCCACAGUGGACUGUGCAUAGUAUGAAAAACAGCUGCCACAGCCUCAGUCCCAGCCACCGCAGAGCCGCCCGGCGUCCCCAGGAGCUCGCAGGACGUGGCGGUGACGAAGUCCCAGUGGGGUCACCGUGCUGCCCCAGAGCGAGCCUCCCUCUCGGUCCCAGACUCCCGUGAGCGAAGCCUGGCCCCGUGGGCACCAGACAGCUGGGACUUCCAGGACUGAGCUUAAAGAUGUAUAAUGUCUUACUGUUAUUUUAUGAUGGAAACCAACUUUAAAGCCAAAAAUGUCUAACUUUAUUUAAGAGAAGUAUAUUAAUUUGUGCUCAUGGAGGGUGAGCACGAACCAUUCAGCACGUCCUCCAGCCAAGUCGGCCUGCUGUAGCAGUAACCUCAAGUAGCUCAACUUGACUUUGAGAGACAGCUAACACCUUUGUGCCUAAAAUUGACUGUGACUUGAGUUACAAAGUAGGAGGGGCAGGAAGAAAGGUCUUGUUCAGCAGUGAUGUGUGUGAAGGAAGUUCUGCCUCCUGCUCAAUAAAAUCCCAGUCGUCGGUUGG